Messenger RNA from Effrenium voratum, 3629 nucleotides. The record is from the annotation of a GenBank genome assembly. NCBI's taxonomy places the organism in Eukaryota, Dinophyceae, Suessiales, Symbiodiniaceae.
CGUAGAGGAACGGUCGGUUUGAACAAGCGUGGAGCGUGAUGCGUUGCAAGCUGGCCACAUUGGCACUGGCCGCAAUUUGCCGGGCAGACUGCUCGGCAAGUGGCGAGGUGACGGAAGCAUGCUCAGGACACACCGGUGAGGACUGGUUUGAGUCCAUGCUUCCACCUGGAAUUUCGCCGCACUCUUCGUUGGUGAAGUGCAUUGGAGCGACUUUCGCGGGAUCCAUGUUUGCCCUGGCUGGCAUGCUGAUAGAGAGCAGAAAGGAUCGCAGAGAGAAGCCGAUCUCGCGCGAGGACUUGAAGCUUCCACGGUCAACCUCCUGCGCGUCUCCGGCGAGCUCUCCGGCAAAGGAGCUGGCAGGCGAGCCGCAGGAGGAUGCAGAGCUUAAGCGCUCGCAGUCCCUGCCGGCGUCACAGCUGGGGCGCACUACGCGUUCUUCCAGUCCCAAAGAACCGGAGCAGAGCCCGCCAAAGGCGCGCUCCGAUGAGUCCGACUGGCGGAGUUCCAGCGGGCGCCUGACGCGGACCGCCUCUGCGCCCCUGAAGAAGGCGAGUGUGCCCGCGUCGCCCUUGAGCGCAGUCAAAGACAUCAGCGAAAUGCAAAAGGUGGAACGGCAGGUGAAGUCAAUCCUGAACAAGCUGACCUGGGAGAAGUUCGACAAGCUCUACGCGGAUCUUUUGACGUACUGCACGGUCGAAGACCAGCAGACUCGCCUCGAGACGGUGGAGGUCAUUGCGCGGGACAUCUUCAAGAAGGCCACGCUGCAGCAUAACUUCAUUGAGCUCUAUGCAGAUCUUUGUGCUCGAUUGGAUGCGGACCUGAAACAAAGAGGCAUCGACGUGAACUUCCGGCGCGCUCUGCUGCAGCAGUGCCAGGAAUCCUUCACUGUGCACCUGGCACCUCCGCAGAUCGAUGCUUGUUUGGAAUACGAGGAGCAAUACGAAACGCUGGUCAAGUACAAGACGAAGAUGCUGGGCAACGUGAAGCUCAUCGCGCACCUGCUUAGACUCAGGAUGCUCGCAGCAAAGAUCAUCUUCCACUGCAUCGAUGAACUCAUCUCGAUCGGAUCCGCUGGCCUUGACCAGCUCGACAUCUACAGGCGCAAGGCGGAGGAAGCCGCAGGACAGCUGAGAUCUGCUUGGGAGGUGCUGGCAAAAGGCCUGCACGCGCUGAACGAGGAUGACCCAGAUGAGGCCAUGGCGGAAGCCCACAACGCCACCUCCCUUUUUCGAAGGGAGAUGGAGUGCCUUCUGUUGCUGACCAGGGCGCUCACUAGCAUCAACCGACGUAAGGAUGCGGACAAGCUGGCGCGGGACAUGCUGGCAGAGAAGAAGCAGAAGGCGGACAAGCCGUCUGAGGGCCGCUGCCUGCUUGCGAUGGCGGAGGUGAAUGCGGACCAACGGGGCAGCAAGAAGAGGGAGGAGGCGCGGGCUUGCAGCAAGCAAGCGCUGGAUAUUUUUAACCAGCUGGGUGAUGAGAGAGCGAAAGCCGCUGCUCUGCUGGUGCAGUCGCACAUUUGCAUUAAGAGUAAGAACCAAGACAGAGACAAACGAGCUGCAGAGGCCAUUGCGCUGGCCACAGAGGCGCAGAGGAUCUCCCAAGAGCUUGGGGACGUGCGCACGGAAGCCGCGUGCCUGCACGCCAUCGCCUCGGCCCACGACAUCAUGGAACAGCACACGGCGUGCAUGGUGGCGGCGGACGAGGCGCUCGACCGCUACCUGGAGCUGAAGGAUCCUUACGCGGAGGCCUUCGAGCUGUGCUGCAUGGCCCAGUGGUUCAUCAACUACUCGCGCUGGCAGCUGGCCAUUUCCCAUGCCGAGGACGCACUGGACAUCCUGCGGCGAGCGCCGAGGCCCAGCGCACCCCAGGAGUUGAGGGCUCUGCAGCUGCUGUCGCAGGCGCAUGAGGGCCGCGGCGACAAGACGGGCACAAAGGCGGUUCAAGAGUCCUUGAAGCGCUUCCAGCAGAGCAACAAUCAGUCUGCUGAGGCGGCUGCGAUGGACAUGUUACUUAGGGCUCACUGCGAGAAGGGCGAGUUCGACAAGGCCUUGGAGGCAGCCGAGAAGGCUCGAAGUGCUUUCAAGGCCAUCGGCGACGUGGCCUCCGAGGCAAACACCUCCUCGCUGAUUGCGGGGCUCUACUUGAAGCAGGGCUUGUCAGAGGAGGCCCUGAAGGAAGGUCAGAAUAUUUUGGAGCUGGUCAAGAAGUCUGGCGCCACCAAGCAAAAGUCGGAUCUUAUGAUGACGAUUGCGCAGGCACAUCUGGAGAAGCAAGAGGUCUUCCAAGCCAUGGACAUCUGCCGCGAGAUGCAGGAGCACUUUGCCGAGAGAGGCGAUGUGGAGGGAGAGGCAGAUGCCUUGCUGGCGGCGGGGUCGCUGCAUGUGCUGCAGGAGGAUUUGGACGAGGCGCGUGGCCUGGCAGUGAAAGCGCAGCUCAUCCUCAGCGAGGAGGGCAAUGCCAGCGGGGAAGGCAAGGCCCUGCGCCUGCUGGCGGAGAUCUACGCCAAGCAGGAGCAGCAUAAGGCCGCCAUUAGGGCGGGCGAGCGCUCGCGCGCCUUGCUGCGCGGGGAAGAGAGCCCCACAGAGGAGGCAUCCAUGCUGUUCUUGGUGGCGCAGGAAGCCGUGCAGCUCGCGGUGAUCGAGGGCGCGCGUGUGGGCUCUGACAAGCCCUUGAAACGACAUGCGCGGGAUGCCUUGGACAAGGCAGAGAAGUCGGCAAAGGCUGCCAUGAAGCUGUGCAAGGAGAAUGCAUCGCAGACUGGCAUCACCGAGAUCUUGGGCUCCUCCAUGUGCUCCAUGUCCCAGGUGCACAUGCUGCGAAGCAACUACCAGGAGGCCCUCUCUGUAGCCCGCAAUGCGGUGCAGCUCUUCUCCGACGAAGGCCACCCUCGAAACCAGGCCUCUGCAAACUUGCUGUGUGCUGACGCCCACCGAGCAAUGGAGAACUACUCGGAAGCGCAAAAGUGUGCAUUCGAGGCCACCCGCUGCUUCAAGGAAGCCGAUCCCGUGGAUGAGAAAGGCCUCGAGGCGGCGCAGAAGGUCUUAGAUUCUUUGAAGCAGCACCUGGCGCCUGCGCCACGGCCCACCUACCAAGGACCCACCGGUGGCGGCGGUCUGCCGGCACAGAUGCUGGCAGGCUACGAGGACGAGGAGGAAGCGCCCGGUGAAGCGCGAGUGGCGAGGAGCAGGCCUUCAGGCCCCGCGCUGGAUGUCAAGAAUCUGCGGCCGGAGCUCGUGCAAAAGAAGAUUAUGGAGGUUGCCCUGGCUUUGACGGGAGCACCGGAGGACGAGAUUCAGAUAGACACGCCGCUGAUGGAAGCUGGCGUGACGAGCACCAUGGCAGUGGGGUUGUCCGACGAGCUGAAGAAGGAUCUUCCUGGCAUUCGCCUUCCAGCGACCUUGGUGUUUGACUAUCCCUCAAUUGCAGCCAUGACGGAAUUGAUCCUGGAGGGCGCGCUGGAGACGCUCUGCGCGUUUCUGGACACCUUGGGCGCCACCUUCGACAAGCCCCAGUGGUCCGGGCACUCGCGCCUCGAGGAGGUCUUCCAAAAGGCGCGCCUCUUGCUGGACUCGAGCCACGGUUUUGGGACAUUUUGGGACGUGCUUGUUGAGGGCCAAUUCACUCAAUAA